This is a messenger RNA of Suillus paluster, 1635 nucleotides long. Its product is annotated as DDE superfamily endonuclease-domain-containing protein. The record is from RefSeq and is a predicted model, not a curated record. The transcript is spliced from 4 exons. Gene Ontology annotation, cellular component: nucleus. Gene Ontology annotation, molecular function: DNA binding. NCBI's taxonomy places the organism in Eukaryota, Fungi, Basidiomycota, Agaricomycetes, Boletales, Suillaceae. The coding region runs from base 1 to 1635 and encodes 544 amino acids.
AUGUCACUUGCCGAUAUGUGUCGUGACGGAGUUUCAAUACUGCACACACCAGUGCCAACUGGUGCUGUGCUGCUGGUCAUGGGGCUGGUCCGCAUUCGCAAGUCUAUCAGCGGUAGACGAGGAAAGCUGCGAGCUUCAUCAGACCCUACAUAUGAGUCGCGGAUUCAAGCUGCAAUUCAGGGAAUUGCAAAUGGGCUAUACAAAUCCAUUGCAGCUGCAGCAAAGGAGCAAAAUGUAUCACAUCAGACACUAAGUGAUAGAUGCUUGGGAGUGCAUAAGCCUCGUCGGCUUGCCCAGGAGAGUCGGCAAUUGUUAUCCGCUGCACAGGAGGAAACUGUUGUUGACUGGUGCAACCUGGCAUCCACAUCCGCGACUCCUAUCCACCCAGCGAAGUUGCGUGCAUCUGAUACCAUUGGGGAGUUUUUUGAGAUGCAGAAGAAACUUGAUGACAACUAUAAUAAAAUUCCACCAGAGCAUCAUUGGAAUAUGGAUGAGAAAGGGAAUCAGAUGGGCGGGGGAAGGAAAAAUACUGGGAUGAAAUUCAUUUUUUCUGCAGAAGAUUCAGAUUGUUAUCGGGUCCAUAGUGAUAAUCUAGAGCUCGUAACUAUUAUUGAGUGUGUCUCCACUGCUGGUGCUAAGAUGCCACCAUGGUUUGUCCUUUCAGAAGGUCCAGCCCCAGAUAUUCGAGAUCUGAAAGAUAAAGUGGGCGGUGUUUCUUUCUCUCCGACAGGAUGGACAGAUCACGAGAUUGCAGAUUAUUGGUUCAGGAACCACUUUGUUCCUACAGCGGAGAAACACUGUGUGGAUCCUGAGAAGCCAAUUGUUCUGACUGUUGAUGGUCAUAGUUCGCAUGAACAAAGAGCUAUCCAAAGGGCAGCUUAUGAUAAUGGUGUCAUAAUCCACGCCUUUCCAUCAAAAACCACGCACAAAAUUCAACCAUUGGAUGUGGGCAUGUUUUCAUCUGUCCAGCGUCCUUGGACCAAACAUUGUGACAAGUGCCUUGCUGACGGGGUUGAAAUUGAUCGCUAUAAUUUUAUUCAUGAAUACAUGGCCAUUCACCAUGUCAUCACUCCAGAACUUGUCCAGAAAGCAUUUAAAAAAACUGGUAUCUAUCCUCUCAAUCUGUCAGUCUUCACAGACAAGGAUUUCGCACCAAGCUUGGUUUAUCAAACUACCACACAUCUUCCUCCAUCAUAUCCUGCUGACAUCCCUUCUUCUCCAAUGGCAGCUCCCUCUGAUGUUGAUGAAGUUGACAAGUUGAUGAGACUGGACGACAGUGAAGAAGAGGAUUCAGAGGAUGACACCGAUUUUUUUCCCAUGGCUGAUGAUGAACAUGACUUGGACUCUGAGAGCUCCGACUCAGAGUCAGAGGAAGAGGAAGAAGAUGCGCAGCCCUCUCGUAACGACACCCGCAUCACCCGCUCAACAUCACUAGUAUCAGGCUCCAUCCCACAUCCAGUUAUCCCCACGUAUAAUCAGGCGAUGAUGUUGACGAAGGAGGAACUGUGGUACGAGCUCCAGCACAUGUAUGAGCAAAAUGGGGCAUUAGUCCAGACAACCCAGAUCCUGACCGCCCAGCUCGAUGCUACAAAUGCACACUGUACAAUGGCGCAGCGGGCAUUGGCUCAGUCUUGA